Stegastes partitus (bicolor damselfish) is the source of this 3059-nucleotide messenger RNA. The record is from RefSeq and is a predicted model, not a curated record. NCBI's taxonomy places the organism in Eukaryota, Metazoa, Chordata, Actinopteri, Pomacentridae.
AGACCAGACAUUAAACUGGACGCAGCCAGCGAUGAGGACUGCGGUGCUCCGGGAUCUCUGAAACAGCUUCGGGAAGAAUACCGAACUGAAUUCCGUAUUAUAUUGCACUUUAACCCAGCAAGGAUAAAGCACAGUUUAACGAAGGGGACUGGAAGUAAAUUGCGCAUGACAGCUACACUACAACAACCGACAGCGGCGCUUAAUCCGCGUUUGUGAUGUGACGGCUGGCCGCGCCAAAGUGGCGCUUUUACGCACGAUGGAAGACCUUUUACGCGAGCAGGAUAGCUGGUCUCAGAAUGUUUCAUGGAGCAACUCAAGUCGUGGAAACGAAAGUCACUCGGGGAACAUCACAGUGAACCCUCUGAAACGAAAUGAAGAAGUGGCCAAAGUGGAAGUUACUGUCCUGGUCCUGGUGCUGCUGCUCGCUCUGAUCGGCAACCUGUGCGUUCUGUGGGCUAUCCACACCACCAAGCACAGCCAGUCUCGGAUGUAUUAUUUCAUGAAGCACCUGAGCAUCGCAGACCUCGUCGUUGCAAUCUUUCAGGUUUUACCACAACUCAUUUGGGAUAUCACCUUUCGCUUCUAUGGGCCGGAUUUGCUUUGCAGGUUGGUGAAGUACCUCCAGGUCGUGGGCAUGUUUGCGUCCACCUACAUGCUCGUCCUCAUGUCCAUUGACAGGUGCUUAGCAAUCUGUCAGCCGCUCCGCUCCGUGCACAAGAGAAAAGACCGUUUCUGUGUGCUCGCCUCUUGGAUGCUCAGCCUGAUAUUCAGCACUCCUCAAACUUACAUAUUCUCUCUGAGGGAGGUCGGGAACGGUGUGUAUGACUGCUGGGGAGACUUCGUGCAGCCGUGGGGAGCCAAAGCAUACAUCACUUGGAUGAGUCUCAGCAUUUACAUUUUUCCAGUUGCGAUUUUAUGUAUUUGCUAUGGCUUGAUAUGUUUUAAAAUAUGGCAGAAUUUCAACUUGAAAACCAGAAGGGAACACUUUAUGGCUCUCACUCCAAGGCCCUCCAAAGGCGCACAUCCACUGUCUCGUGUGAGCAGCGUGAGACUCAUUUCGAAAGCCAAGAUCCGCACAGUGAAGAUGACAUUUGUAGUGGUGCUUGCAUACAUUGUGUGCUGGACUCCCUUUUUCUUUUGCCAGAUGUGGUCUGCAUGGGAUCCUGCUGCACCAAGAGAAGACAUGGCCUUCAUCAUCGCCAUGCUGCUGGCCAGCCUCAACAGCUGCUGUAACCCCUGGAUUUACAUGUUCUUCGCCGGUCACCUGUUCCACGACCUGACGCAGUGCUUCUUCUGCUGCUGCAGACAGUAUCUGACGGACUCGUCCUGCAGCUGUGACCAGCAGUGCAGGCACAAGAGCGGCUCGUCCACGUGCGUGAUCAAGAACGCCGGCAGUCAGAAGAGCCUCACGCACACGUCCAGCACCGGAGGAGCAGCGCCGUGAGGAACCAGCCCAAAGCCGCUUUCUGUUCUCGAGUAAUCCAGCUAUCAUGCAAGUCCGCAUUUCAGGCAUUUAAUUAGCACCGCCCUGCACUGGCCGUUGCAAUAUGUUUGUUUUCAAAUUUUAAAUAGAGCCAAAUGUAAAAUGUAAACCUCCUGUCCAGACAUUACCCUGCACUCCACGAUAACAGGAAAGCCAUUGUUGGACAAAAUGUGGACAAAAUGUGACAGAAAGUGAAGCUCCAACACCCACCAGCUCCAGCUGGCGUUGCUUUAAAUCUCUAAGGAUGUGUGCUCUUGGCUUUCCCAAAACACUGCUCCCCCUUUGAACUCGCUUUACAUCAGAGUCCUACAAACCACGUGUUUGAUCUAUAUUCUAGGCUUCAGCAUCUAAAGAUGGAACCUCCGCCUUUCUGUUUGAACAAAUAUGAGCAUUUUCCAACUUCUGUGAGCACUGCUGUGAUGUAUCUUAAACACAUGUUCUUCUAGUCGUGAUCCUGAUGUGACUCUUAACAUUAGUAGGUCCGAGUUAUCAUAAAAAGCAAGAACUACGUUAAUGUUGCACAAGAAAAAAAGAACAAAGUUGUCUGAUUAAAAGAUUGCCAGAAAACAUUUUGAUCUGUACGAAUAGGCACUGCUUCAGUUCUUGUUUACCCAUUUUAAAUCAGCUUUGCUUCGGGUGCAAACACUUUGCAUUAUGAUGGCUGGUUGAUAUCCACUCCUGGUGCUCGGCUUAAUGCAGCGCUGCACUGUAACAACACAACCAGAUUUCAUCAACAAAGCAAACUCCACAGGAAUGCUUUUUACCCCAGAAGAUUUCAGAAGACUGUCUUGCUGUACAGAUCAAAUAAUGUUUGUUGUCAUGAAGUGAUAUGAAAUUCACUUUGUAAAUAGUUUUCACUGCUCCCAGUGUGUGUCUCCAUACCAGUAUUUUUAUUUUAUUUUAAUCUAUUCUGUCUUUUAUUUUCUAGGUUGUUGAUUUUUAAUGUUACUAUGCGUGUGUCAGAGAACACAUUUACUGUUGCUGGAAUCAAACCAGAACAAUGUUUUCACCUCCUGGCCGUGUUGAAUAUUUUUUAUUGUUAUUUUCUUGCUCUGUUGCUUUUACUGUAUGAUUUAAGGCAAUGUGCCAUCUGUUUAUACUUUGCACACUGAGAUGUUCAGCUUCAGGAUGGGAUAAUGUGCAUUCUACAGCUGUGUUUUUUCAUGUCCUGAGCUUUAUGUAACCUUAAAGCUGUCCAAGGCAACACUGAAGUGUAUGGCAGCGUUCUGCAGAAAGCAGAGCACGAAAGCUUAAAACGUACCUAAAAUGAAACAUACAGCUAACAAAACAACAGUAUUUUUUUCUUAAGGCAUCAGUUUGGUUUAAAUUCUAGCAAUGACUUACAGGUUGUUGUGCAUGAGAGCACACACAGUAAACCCAAUGAGUCAAAAUGUUUAGAUUUAUUCCUCCUCUGUCUCUUUACAAAUAUCUCUAAAAGGCAACCAUAACAUGUUAAAGGCUGUUUGAGAAAACGUUUUUAUAGACACAUACAUAUAAUAACAAAUGUAUGCUAAUGUCUACCUUAUUUCCAGUCAUGCAUUUCUGUGAUAAUAAAGUCUGUGCUGAUGAGGCCGAU